AUGACCAAUUCAAACGGCACAACCUUCAUCCAACCGAAAGAAUGUUACAACGCACGCGACACCAUGCCCACCCUCCCGAACAACUUAAACUACUACAACCAAGUCCCACUAUACCAAGAACGCAACCCAAGCACAGACAUGCAAGAAGUACUGCAAUCGUGCUGUUCGCAUCGUGUCUGGAUUUUCGAGGAUCCGGAUCCCUGCACGGCUGUUUGUCCUUCUUUUUCGGAUGCCGAGACGCAGCGGGUCAUGUAUUGUCUUAAUGCGCAUCAGGUUGUGCAUGGGAGUCGGGCCGUGAAAUCUGGUGCUGGGCGGGUACAGGUUUCUUGGGGGUCUUUUGUUGUUGGGGGGCUGCUUUUGCUGGCUGCUUUUGUGUAA
Molecule: messenger RNA, 378 nt
Organism: Penicillium antarcticum
Lineage: Eukaryota; Fungi; Ascomycota; Eurotiomycetes; Eurotiales; Aspergillaceae
Exons: 1
Coding region: 1-378 (125 amino acids)
Source: RefSeq, a predicted model, not a curated record